AUGAGGUCAGUAACCCCAGGGUUCGCCGUCGAUUCACCUCUCUCAGCUGCUCAAGCAGAAGCAGAAGUGUUUGGCAGCAUGUUUGGACUCUCAGGGAAAAGGGCCAAGCCACUCUAUUGGUUGACGCUGCUGUCAGGACUUUUAGAGAGUUUAUUCUUCUCAGGGAUGGCCUAUGGCUGGGCCUCGCUGGUGUUUGUGCUAAAAGUUGAUGGAUACUUUGCUGGAUACUGCACCAAUGCAACCAGGGAUAGUGAUCAUGCUGCAUACACAGAUUGCACGGGCCAGGAUGAGCAGUUCUCUCUUGUCAUGUGUAUCGCUCUCAUCAUCAACACAAUAAUACGCUUCCCCAUUGGAUGUGUCUUUGACCGCUUUGGAACCACAGUUACAAGGGUAAUAUCAAUAUUCUUGUUCACUACUGCUACGCUGUUCAUCACUCUGUCAAAUGCAGAGAUGUCACUGUUGCUGUACCCGGCCAUAUCAUGUCUCAUUAUUUCUGGCACAAUCCUCCACACCACUAACGCACAGGUGGGGAACCUGUUUCACUUCUAUCGCUCCACCAUCAUUACGGUCUACAAUGGAGCCUUUGACUCUUCUGCUGCUGUGUUUCUUGUCAUAAAGUUGCUGCAUGAAAGAGGAGUGUCUCUUUUUGUGUCUUUCCUCUUCGUCACCUCAUGUAGCAUCAUCCUUCUUUUACGUACCUUGUUCCUAAUGCCCAGAGGACACAUCCCCUACCCGCUUCCUGAAAUUUACACAUACGGAGUGAGAUGUCCUGGAAGAAAAGACAAAAAAAAUAACAAGCUAGAAGACAUGAAGGAGCAUGAAUAUCCGAGGAAAAUGGACAUGCAGACUGAGGGAACAACGCCAGAGAUGGAACCCAAGAAAGAAGAAGUGGCUAGUUUCCGGAGCUGUGUCUUGUCCUGGCUCUUCCUGUGGCACCUAGUGUGGGUGGUCACCAUCCUCUUCUGUCAUACCAUCUUCCUGUCCAACGUCAACUCCAUGCUCACCCGGCUGGCCAAGGAUGACCAAACCUCUGUGAGUCACUACACCAAUGCGUUCGCCAUCACCCAGCUGUGCAGUGUACUGUUUGCUCCCGUGAACGGACUCAUCAUGGACAGACACAAGAAGAGAACUCUGGCUACAGGAGAAACCCGACGGGAGUCAGACCUGCGUUCAUCCUGCCUCUCCCUCUUCCUCACCUCCCUUCAGUGUUUUCUCUUCUGUAUUUGCUUCACCAUCCCUGUCCUUCCCCUGCAGUAUUUCACCUUUGUCCUGCAAGUUAUAAACAGCUCCUUCUUUUAUGGAGGCCAUCAAGCCUUCAUCAGCAUAGCAUUUCCUGUGACUCAUUUUGGGAAGAUGUCAGGGAUUGCGAUGUCAUUAUCAGCUCUUGGGCUGCUUCUUCAGGUUCCAGUCCUUCAUCUCAUCCAGCACCGGCUCCAUGGUGAUCCACUUUAUGUAAAUGUAGGUGUCAUCUUGCUGUCUCUUCUUGCUUUUAUCCAUCCGAUCCAAGUCAGUCUCUACUGCAGGAAGCUGGACAAACAGAGAACAAUCACUAAACAAGAAGCCAAUGAACAACAGGCCUUUUAA
Molecule: messenger RNA, 1584 nt
Organism: Cheilinus undulatus (humphead wrasse)
Lineage: Eukaryota; Metazoa; Chordata; Actinopteri; Labriformes; Labridae
Product: solute carrier family 43 member 3-like
Exons: 13
Coding region: 1-1584 (527 amino acids)
Source: RefSeq, a predicted model, not a curated record